CUUGUAGACCUCGUACGAUCGGAGAGGAUUCUGAACCCGCAACCAUUGAAAUCUGGGACUUUUGGUCCAACCCGUUUAGCAGUUCUUCAGAUAAGUUUUCUCGUGCUUAUUGUCCUCGAUUUCAGAAGCCCUCCAAGAAAGCGAGCAGUUUGCAAGAAGGUGUCAUGGUCACGCUAUGAUUCAGUGAAUAUCUCCGGUCAUUUGCUGAUGCUUCCACGGCGAUUCCCGGUCCAAGCCGGACUGUCUGGUACGUACGCCACAACAACCCAUUUGAAAUUUUUUUCUAGCUCUGGUGCCGACUUGCUGACAGAAGAGAAUGUAAUUAUCCGAAAGACUUUGCUCAAAGAUCAAGAACAGACGGCCAAAGUCUACCACAAUCUGAAAUGGGGACGACUUUUGCCACACCCAAAUAUCCUAUCAAUUUUGGAUGCCUUCGAAGCUGGAGACAGUCUGUACACCGUCACUGACAUGAUGGAUGGACGUCUGGUCGACAUAGUCGAGGAACAUCUGAAUCACUUUGUAAUUGCGAAGAUCGUCUAUCAGCUAUUGUCUGCCCUCGAACCAUUGCACUCGAAUGGACUUUAUCACGGGAAUAUCACUCUUAAUUCCGUCUUUAUCAAUACCGAUGCUGUACUGAAACUUUCCUCCUAUGGAGACGUCAUGCAGUGUGCCAAUGAAGAAAAAACAAAAGAAGACAUCAUGUCUGUGGGUUCAAUUCUGGCUCGUCUAUUGCUGGAAGAGGAAUCGUUUCUGAAUCUGUCAAAAAUAAAAAACUACAACGACCUUGAUUGGCGAACAAUCCUGCAGGGCAACACUGAAUCGGGCCUAAUCGAUUUCCAUGCUCGUAACAUCCUCUACCUGCUACUGGGAGCUCGAUGCUCUUUGGCGGAUCUACUCAGACAUCCCUAUCUGUUCACAUUCCGAAAGAAUGCCGGCAAUGUGCCACUUAUUGAAGCCGAUCGUCGAGAUCUGUCAUCACUCAGCCUCAGUGACGUUCAAGGACUACUCCGAGACGAGCUCAAUCGAUACGAGUCACCGAUCUCCAUUCAAGAUGUGCAGUAG
Haemonchus placei is the source of this 1062-nucleotide messenger RNA. Lineage: Eukaryota; Metazoa; Nematoda; Chromadorea; Rhabditida; Trichostrongylidae. The record is from the annotation of a GenBank genome assembly.